AGGAGCCUGAUAUCACUCCUCCUCCGACGACGAGCGCGCCAGAAGCUUCGAGAAUCUUCCGGAAGAAAAGAGAGACCUCGCCAGCCUUCUGAAGAUGGACGGCCCCUUCGCCAAGAAGCAGUGCGUCAACGACGUGGAAAUGAAGAGCAGCAAGUUGCACGAGAAGCCGACGCUGAUGGAGGGCGGACAGUACAUCCUGGAGGGCGACGAGGAGGCCAAGAGCACCACCAUCAUCUUCUCCAUGACGGAGGAGGUCGGCGCCCUGGCCAACGCCCUCAAGAUAUUCCAGGCGCACAACGUGAACCUGCUGCACAUCGAGUCACGGCCGUCGCGGCGCGAGGCCAAGUACGAGUUCAUGGUGGAGUGCGACUCGUCGACGGGCAACCUGGGCUCGGCCAGAGCAGUCAGGAAGCAGUGCUCCUACUUCCAAGUCAUCUCCAGGGACCACCACAACAACAAAGACACCGUCCCCUGGUUCCCCCGCAAGAUUAGCGACUUGGACCGAUUCGCCAAUCAGAUCUUGUCCUACGGCGACGAGCUGGACGCCGACCAUCCCGGAUUCACCGACCCCGUCUAUCGCACCAGGAGGAAGAUGUUCGCUGACAUCGCCUACAAUUACAAGCACGGGCCGAGCCGAUCCCCCGUGGAGUACAGCCGGGAGAUCGACACGUGGGGCACCGUCUUCAGGAACCUCACCAAGCUGUACAAGACGCACGCCUGCAGAGAGCACCAGAACGUGUUCCCGCUGCUCAUCGAGAACUGCGGCUACAGGGAGGACAACAUCCCGCAGCUCCAAGACGUUUCUGAUUUCUUGAAAGACUGCACGGGCUUCACCCUCCGCCCCGUCGCCGGCCUCCUCUCCUCACGUGACUUCCUGGCCGGCCUCGCCUUCCGGGUCUUCCACUCCACGCAGUACAUCCGCCACCCCAGCCGCCCUCUGUACACGCCCGAGCCCGACAUCUGCCACGAGCUGCUAGGCCACGCCCCGCUCUUCGCCGACCCCGCCUUCGCGCAGUUCUCCCAGGAGAUCGGCCUAGCCUCGCUCGGGGCCCCCGACGAGUUCAUCGAGAAGCUCGCCACCUGCUACUGGUUCACGGUGGAGUUCGGUCUGUGUCGCCAAAACGGGGAAAUCAAAGCCUACGGCGCCGGCCUGCUCUCCUCCUUCGGCGAGCUGGAGUACUGCAUCUCCGACAAGCCCGAGCUGAGGCCGUUCGAGCCCUCCAAGACAUGCACGCAGAAGUACCCGAUCACCGAGUACCAGCCGGUGUACUACGUGUCCGAGAGCUUCGAGGACGCCAAGGAGAAGUUAAUCCAAUUCGCCGCCACCAUCCCCCGCCCCUUCUCCGUGCGCUACAACCCCUACACGCAGUCGGUGGAGAUCCUGGACUCGAAGCCGCAGAUCCAGAGCCUGGUCCGCGAGAUGAGCUGUAACAUGCAGAUCCUUAUGGACUCCCUGAUCAAGCUUAGUUAGGGGGAGGCUGAGUGGUGAGCCGUGCGUGUUGUAGGUGCUUUGGAAGUGAAUCUGAAUAUAUAUAUAUGUGUGUGUAUAGAUGUGGAAUUGAGAUGAUAAUAUAAUGAAGCGUGUAGGUUAUAGUAGAGAGAAGAAGAAAAAGAAAUAAGGUGAAUUGGUUUGGAAAUAGGGUAAAAAUCCUUCGAGGUGAUGCUUGAGUAUUUUUUUACUUAACCUUGUUCUUGAGUGGCGACUGAAUACGCACGCUAGGAUGAUAAUGCAAAUUGAUAUUACACACUUACGAAUAACAUAAUAGAAAAAAAAAACAAAUUAUAUCUGAUGAUGAACAGACAGGUAAUAAAAUACGUAUUCAGUAACGACUCCACAAGGGCUUCGCAAACUGAAGAAUCUUAUGAAUAUUCUCUCUUAACCUUAACGCAUUUGAUAAAAAAAGAGACAAAAAUAAUUCACAGUUGAAAUUUUGCUCAGUUGCUAACUUGUAUAUUAAGUAGUAGUCUGUAGGCGAGGUUGUGUCAUUUGCGUUGGAAGUAAAUAGGCCUAAAAAGUCUCUGAUGCGUGGAUUGGGUCCCCUGCCCCGUCUUCUGUGUAAAAACUGCUGUGUUUGUAUAUAUAGAAUAAAUCUUAAGCCCCACAGAGUGUAGUUUGGCUGUGGCUGUGCAAUAUUAUUAUGUAAUUAAGCAUGUAUCGACAUUAUUUUGAAUCUAUAAUAAAUGCUGUUACGCAAU
Penaeus vannamei (Pacific white shrimp) is the source of this 2196-nucleotide messenger RNA. RefSeq names its product phenylalanine hydroxylase (gene Hn). NCBI's taxonomy places the organism in Eukaryota, Metazoa, Arthropoda, Malacostraca, Decapoda, Penaeidae. Gene Ontology annotation, biological process: L-tyrosine biosynthetic process; L-phenylalanine catabolic process. Gene Ontology annotation, molecular function: phenylalanine 4-monooxygenase activity; iron ion binding. The record is from RefSeq and is a predicted model, not a curated record.